Messenger RNA from Notothenia coriiceps (black rockcod), 5035 nucleotides. It is a transcript of the gene sema4d, whose product is annotated as sema domain, immunoglobulin domain (Ig), transmembrane domain (TM) and short cytoplasmic domain, (semaphorin) 4D. Gene Ontology annotation, biological process: neural crest cell migration; negative regulation of transcription by RNA polymerase II; negative chemotaxis. The transcript has 16 exons. The record is from RefSeq and is a predicted model, not a curated record. Gene Ontology annotation, cellular component: plasma membrane. Lineage: Eukaryota; Metazoa; Chordata; Actinopteri; Perciformes; Nototheniidae. Bases 373 to 3114 code for a protein of 913 amino acids. Gene Ontology annotation, molecular function: semaphorin receptor binding; chemorepellent activity.
UCGGGCUCCUUUCUUCAUGUUUAUCGUGCGAGAUAGAUAGAUAGAUAGAGAGAGAGAGGGAGAGCGAGAGCAAAGGAGGGAGUGUGAGAAAGAAGGAGCAUGACCGGAGAGCAGAGAAGGAGGAGGUGACCAACCGCUCAUGCUGAAUGAUCAUAUUCUAUUUUUCUUUUUUUCAUCUGUCAUGCAAACCUUUCCCAGUAAUAACAGUGUGACUGAGUCGGGUUGGAAAAGCCUCUCUUUCAGCGUUUUUCUCUCUCUCUCAACCUGCAGGAUCUUCCCUCUCAGAUUCUGACUGGUGUUGAGACAUUUGCCUCUGGCCUCUUCCUCAACCAUUCCUAACUUCUGUGUGGAGAACAGUGAAAAGGAAUUUUAAUGCAUCAGUAUUCGCUAGCCGACGCCAUGACGGACAAAGGAAACUUCACAGUUCCGAAGUUAUCAGAGUCUAACAUGGGAUUCGGCGUGCUGGGAGUGUUUCUGGGGCUUCUCCUCGAGGUCUCCACGCAUGGACCCAACGCUGUGCCUCGAACCUCCUGGAGACACCAAGAUUUAGAUCUGAUGGAGUUUUCUGAGCCGGGGAUCUUCAACUACUCCACGCUGUUGCUGAGCGAGAAAAGAGACGCGCUGUAUGUGGGAGCACGGGAGGCCAUCUUUGAGCUCAGCAAGAAGAACGUGACGGUUAAAAACAACAAGGUCGAGUGGACAGUUGCAGAAAACCCCAUGGUGAUGUGCACUUUAAAAGGAAAAUCAAAAGAGAAGGAUUGUCUAAACUACAUUCGAGUGCUGCAAGUCGUAGACGAUGAGCGGCUGUAUGUCUGCGGAACGCAUGCCUUUCAACCUCAGUGUGACUACUUGAACCUCGCUGACUUCUCAUUGGACCGUCAACCUGAAGACGGCCGGGGGAAGUGCUCCUUUGACCCGUCACAAAGCUUUACUACCGUCAUGGUUGAUGGAGAGCUGUACUCAGGGACAGCUUAUAACUUCUUAGGCAGCGAACCCAUUAUGUCCAGAUACUCUCCGUCCCAGUCCCUGCUGAGGACAGAGUACUCCACAUCAUGGCUCAACGAGCCAAGUUUUGUUUUUGCUGAUGUGAUCAGUGAAGGGAGUAACAGAGUGGAUGGCGAGGACGAUAAAAUCUACUAUUUCUUCACCGAGGUGUCAGUGGAGUACGAAUUCUUUGGCAAGCUGCUCAUCCCCAGGGUGGCCCGCGUCUGUAAGGGUGACCUCGGGGGGCAGCGCACUUUGCAGAAAAAAUGGACGUCCUUCCUGAAAGCCAAGCUGGUGUGCUCCAUGCCUGAGCUCAACUUUGUUUUCAACGUAGUGCAUGAUGUGUUCAUCCUGAAGGGCGCCGACUGGAAGGACACCGUCAUCUACGGGGUGUUCACCUCCCAGUGGGGUAACGUGGGCCUGUCAGCAGUGUGUGCUUACAACAUGACAGCUGUGGAAGACGUCUUCUCCAAGGGCAAGUACAUGCAGAAGGUCACAGUGGAGCAGUCCCACACCAAGUGGGUCCGGUACAACGGCAUCACUCCCACCCCACGUCCUGGAGCAUGUAUUAACAACCUGAUGCGACAGCAGAACAUCAGCAGCUCUCUCCACCUGCCGGACAAGACCCUUCAGUUUGUGAAGGACCACCCCCUGCUGGAGGACCCCGUCCUGCCCAUCGGCAACGGGCCUCGCCUCAUCACCAAAGACGUCAACUACACCCAAAUCGUUGUGGAAAGGGUCCGCGCGCUCGACGGAAAGAUUUACGACGUCAUGUUCACUGGAACUGAUAAGGGAAUCCUGCACAAGUCAGUGGUGUAUGAAGGAGAGGUGCAUAUCGUGGAGGAGAUCCAGCUCCUGAAGAACUCCGAGUCCAUCAAGAACCUGCUGCUGUCCUCUGAGACGCGGUCUCUGUACGCUGGCUCAGACUCUGGUGUGGUUCAGUCCCCCACAGCCUUCUGCGACCGGUACCGGUCCUGCGCGGACUGCGUCCUGGCUCGGGACCCUUACUGUGCCUGGGACCCUCACACUGCUGCCUGUGUCAAUAUCCUCGAUGCCCCCAGCCAACGGCCUAGGAGUCUAAUCCAGAGCCUGAAAGGUGACGCAGACAAGUGUCCUUCAGCAUCAGGACUAUCUGUGAAGGACUACCAGCGUGUGAAGGUGAAACCAGGAAGCUCUGCUGAGCUGCCGUGCCUGGUACGCUCCAACCUGGCCCAGGUCAUGUGGAAAUCCAACGGCUCGGUGCUCACCGAGGCCUCGCGCUUCCACCUCAUAGCCGAAAACGGUCUCCUUAUUUACAGCGUGGCCCCAGAGGACCAAGGUCACUACGAGUGCUGGUCUGUGGAAUGGGCCCCCGCUGCUGGGAAGAACUUCAGCCGCCUCCUGGCCGGAUACGUCCUCUCUCUUAUUCCCCCGCCCAGAGCCCCUCAGCAGGCCGGCCAUGUGACCCCCCCCCUCAACAGCCAGGAGACAUCUAGCACCCAAGCAGCUGAAGGUAACGGUAAGACAGACAGAGCCCUACUAACGUCGGCCAUUGCCCCUCCCAGCUUCACAGCCACUACCCAAUUCACCUCCCCUCCCCAAACUGACUCAUCACUAACCCCGCCGCCCAGCAGCACCAUCAGGUUUCAGCCGAAGCUCCCCCCCCUGAGCUCCAACACGCCGCACAGCCUGGACAACCGGGUCACAGCGGCGGAGUAUCUGCAGCACAACAACAGCACCGCCCUCCUCUUCCUCUUCCUCCUGUUUUUCCUCCUCUUCCUGGCUGCACUAGCGUACAACUGCUACAUGCAGUACCUGCCGGCCCCCUGCCUGAGGCUGCGAGGCGCUCUGCUGGGCAGUCACAAGAGCACCCACCAGCCGGAGUACCGGGCCUGCGAGGCGGGUCUGAUGGAAGCUGCUACCAGCGACAAAAUGAACAUGACGGAGCAGCCGACACAGAACGGCAGCCAAACCACCCAGAACCUCAAGGCGCUGCGCGACACCGGGUACGAGACCGAGCCCGAGUGUGGCAACGGGCGGAUCCCCUCCCACACUUGUGGGGGAGACAGCCCGUCCCAGGAGAAGCCCUUCGAUGUGGACUGUGAAUCUCAGCCCAUCGAGUUUGCAGAUGCAGAUGAACCUUACUGCUAGCAAGAAGCCUCUUUCAGCAUAAAGAAUAUUUGAUAGGGAUUUCCCGCUCUUUCUGGAUCUUCCCACAAAUCACACAUGGUUUCCUCUAUAAAGGUUUUUUCAGUGUUUAGCACCACGUGAAGUUUAAUCGUCACAAAGCUUAAGUGUACUUACCUGUAGAGGUUGAUGUCUGAUUUAGGGUGAUGAUGAUGAUGAUGAUGAUGAUGAUGAAGGUAAAAACUGUUCUCACAGAAGCUGCACCCGCUCUGCUUAGGUCCAGCGAGAAAAGCUAUUUUGUUAAAUUCCAAAUUGGAAACAUUGUUUACCAAAUUGGUAAGUUACCUUGAUGUUUUCCAAAUUGGAGUUGUGUUUUUUUGUACAGCCUGGGUGAAAACCGUUCUCAAAGCCACACGUAGGCGAUUGGACUGGAAAGGCUUCAACAUUACAUUGUUUCUCAGGGAAGAUUUCCUCGGUACGUUACAGUCUUGCUUUGUUGUACACUGUUGCCAUCUGCAGCGCCCGGUAUGUGGGCCUCUCACCCAGUGAGGUGGCUAUGUCUGUCUGAAGGUCAGAGAAAUAGAAAAAAACGACAACUGGCAUGAUAUAGAAAUGCUGGAAUAAAUCAAACUACUGUCAAACCAUCUUUAAGUGACAAUGUUGAGUUUCUCUGAAUGAAAUGUGUCCUACCUGUGAAGUCGACAUUCCUCCAUGGAUAAACCUCCUGAUGAUCCUGUGUAUUAACCGCUACUCGUCAUUUCCCCUCAUGCGGUGUGUUAUUAACAUAAAUAUAUCCAGUAUUAUGGGAUGUUGGACAAUAUCAAUCAUCAGGGUCUUUUUUCAAACAGCCUGGAAACAAUCUUUUCUUUAAAGUUAUUUUGUGUUACUAUUUUGAAUCAAGCCUUCAUUUUCUGAACAUGAUUAUUUAAGAUGAGUCUCUUCUGUGGUAAUAACAUGUCUCGUUUGUAAUUAGUUAAGAUCUUGCUCUUUUUGUUUAAUUUAUUCCAGCAGAUUUGUUUCAUUAUUUUUUUUAGAGCCUAGCACCUCAGUUUCCCUCGUGUCGGAUUUGCAUGUCACCCCUUUAUUAGAUUUCCCAUUUUCCUCAAUACUCUCUUUUCCCAUCACUCCCUCCCUCACAGCCUCCUCUCCUGUCGACACUUCAUCUUCCCUGUCCUCCUCUUCUUCCUCCUCUUCUUCCACCUCUUCCUCCACCAAGCCCCACAGUGUGGAGGCCCGGGAGGCAGAGGUGAGACUGUUGCCCCCCCUGCUGAAGGACCAAGCCUGGGGGGUGCACGCCCAGGAGGCCUUCCUGCUCUUCUGCCUGGCCCUGGGUGAGUGGUGUCGGUGACGAUGGCUCGAAUGCAACUCCGGAACUACAAAUCUUUUCCUAGCACUGUUUUAACCCUCCCCCUUUUUCACUCAUCCUCUCUGACUUUUUGCACGUUGCAUGUUUCCAUCUCCCAAACAUAAGCUAACUGGAAGUGUGUGUUUCUGGAUUUGUUUCAAACAAGCCUGUCCUUCGCUUCAUGGCAUCUGCCUUUUGGAGAACUGUUAGUCUCAAUUUCAGGUGUCUGGUAAGAUACCUUUUUUAAUAAGUGAAUGUUUGAAAAGACAAGAUCUGAUGUUCAGCUGUCUACGUGAUCUGGUUGUCUAAAUUCUCACUUCUAAUGAUAAAUGAACAUGGUACAUUUUUGUGUAAAGUAUGUAACGGCAGUCUGGCGCGAAUGUUACAUUUAGAAAUGGAUCCUUUUUGUCCAGGGUGUCAAUUGUAGGAUUACAUCUCAAUACCUAAUCUGGAUUUUUUUUGUUUGUGCCUGUAAACAAGUGUAAAUAUAUUUGUAUAUAUGGAACAAAUACCAUUUGAAGAUGUACAUAAAUCUAGGGGACUUUUUGGGAGCAUUGCUCUUGGUAGGGAGGCUAAAUAAAUAUUGUCAAAUGUUUUCAA